AUUUAUUAAUUCAUUACAAUAUGUAAUAAAAUGAAGUGAUCUUAUGGAAUGGCUGAAUUGCAUAUAAUUGGUCGAAUUUCGUCCGCAAAAGAUUUCACACAAACACGACUUUUAUGCAAGUGGAGUUUUCACGCUGGUAGUGGAUGGAAAGUUUUAGAUGGUUGUGAAGAGGGACAAACUCAAGAAAGUUGUGAUCUAUAUACAAAUAAGCCAGUUUGGGACCAUCCCAUAGAUGUACACUAUACAACACAAACUCUUCAAAAUUCACCAAAACUUUUGUUACAAAUAUUUCAUAGAGAUACACAUGGAAGAGUAUUAUUUGGGUCGUAUGGUGUUUGUAAUAUCCCUUUAUCUCCUGGAUUGCAUUCAAUAAAGUGUCAUACGUGGAAACCAAUUGGUAAUUGGAAAGAUAGACUAAGAGAUAAGUUUUUGGGGAUAACUUUACAAUUAAAAUCACCAAGCGUUUUAGUUAAUUCCUUGGAUAGAUUUGAGUUACUUACAGAAAGUAUGGGUACAGUCAAAAUUGAAUUGCAUAUAAUUGCACGAAAUUUUGAAAAAUAUGGAUGUCAUCACAUAGAAACAAAAGUCAACAUGUUUACAACAAAAUUUAUGUUAAUGGUUUUAUACUUUAUAUUAAAUGAAUCAAUAUAUGCAAAGAAACUUGAAGAAAUAUUUACAUGUAUGAAUGAAACAGAAUGUGAUGAACUAAUAGAAAAGGACAUUUUAGAAGAAACUUCAAGCAUUACUGCUGAAAAUAUUUAUAACACAACUAAUAACAUUAUCAGUAGUUCUAUGUAUCCAACGCAAACUCCAAAAAUUCAAAUAAUACCAACAACAGAGAUUCCUCAUAAAAUACAGUUCAAUAAUGAAUUCAGAAACCAAAGUGUAUAUAAAAUGCAUUCUGAUAUAUGUGAAUGUGAUUUAACAAUAUCAUCUUGUGACAUUAAUUGCUGUUGUGACAAAGAUUGUAACAGUUUCCAUUUUACUGUGUUUUCGUACUGUGAAAGUCAUCAACCAGAAUUAUUUGAUAAACGUUAUUGUUAUAAUAGAAAUUUUAUACAACGAAAUAAUACUCCAUUUAUACUUGAAAAAUUGGCAAACAAUCUCUUUUGUAUUUUAUAUGAUAAUCUUCCACCUACUUAUGAUAUUAACAAUAAAUUGGAUGUAAAAACCGAAAAAGAUUUAAGGAAAGCAAUAAAUUCAAAUAGACCGACGUGGAAAUGGGAAGACCAAUUACAUGUACCUGGAUAUAAUACUUUUAGUCAUUAUCAAGAUGAUGGUAUUAUGUGGAUAGUACAUAAUAAUUAUAUUCAACCUUUUGAAAUACUACAAUCUGGAUUUACUUCAUUGUGUUCUUUUAAGAAAACUUUAAAAUAUCUUCAUGGUUGGAAAGAUCAGUGUUUGCAAACUGAAUUAAUUAACACAAAUAAGUUUUUAUUUCCUAUGGCAUUUAAUAAUUUUACAGUUAUAGUAUCUCCUCAUUUAUUAAAUGAAACAUAUAUUCAAGUAUUGGAUCAGGUUUGCCCCCAAAAUAUAUGUUUAUCUUUAACUAGUUAUUAUUGUAAACAUUAUUGGAAAACUUGUAGCAAUAAUACUGUAUUAGGAUCAUGUUCCAAUGGAAAGUGUUAUAACAUUGUAACAGGUGUAAAGUACUUGAUUGUUCACAAUGGAUCUAUGGGAAUUAAUAAUGUUGACGUAUAUUUUAACAUAGGUAAUGUUUCUCGACAUUUUUAUCAACAAUUUGAAGUAACUUAUGAAUGGGCAGAAUUGGAUAAAGAGAAAAGUUUCUUUCUGAGUGGUAAUCCUGGUUAUAUUAUUGGAAGACCGUUAAUUAUUGGCACCUUAAAAAUAAAUAAGACUAAUAAGGUGGAAACUAGAUACAUCAAUUUUAAUAAAACUAGUAGUUUUUUGACAUUACCUAUGGCUACAAAAGCUGGUGAAUGUAAUAAAAUCGAUAGGUAUACUCUUACCUUUGGAGAAGAUAUUAAGCUAAAGUGCUCUGUAUUUAUACACACUAAUAAUUUUAGUACAAUGUCCUGUAUAAAGUUACAAAAUCUUACUAUGCAUUUUUUAAUGAAAGAUUCUCUAUUUAAUAUUACACAAACAGACCAGUACAAUAUUUAUGUUGCAAAGACAGGCAAUUUUUCUAGCAAUGAUAUCACUGAUUGGACACAAAUUUUACUGGAUAGGAUACCACAAAAUACUACAGUCGCACAGGUUGUUAAUGGUCGUUUAUAUUGUUCAGGACUAAUAACAUCUGUACAUUUAAACAUUUUAUAUUCUGCUUUAAAAAAAUCCGAAACAUUAAACAAUUACAUUAUAGUAGGGAUUGGUAUUAAAUUUUCUGCAGAAUCCAAUAUGUCUUGGUCUAAAUGUUUAUAUGAAAACUGUUCAGAUAUACUUAAAACAGACAUUAUUAGUUAUGUUACAUUUCAUGAUAUAUCGAAACCAUCAAAGUAUUACUUUGCAGGAGGACCUAACUUAGAUAUUACUUUGCCAUAUGAUUUUUUUUACCCUUUUUUGAGUAGUUCAACCUGUAUUAAGUCAAGUAUCUUUUUAAUCAGUAUAAUAUCAACUGUAGCUUUGCACAAUUUAUUUUAUUGAUCUUAAUUAUUAAAGUAUAUAUUUCAUAUUUGUACUUAGGAUACAUAUUUAUUUACUAUGAUAUUAAAAGCGUGAUUUUGUACAAUUUAUCUUAUUGAUUUUAAAAUCUCAAUGAUUACACUAAUUUGUUAUCAAAAUGUAUGUUUUAUCAAAGUGCAUAAGGCACAUAUUACAAUUUAAAUUAUGCACAUGGGAUAGAAUAAAAGUAAUUUUACAUUUAUAAAUAAAAGAAGGAGAAAUCAUAUAAAAUACUAAAACUGCUAUUUUAUGAUACAUUUAAUUUAUUUUACUCAUGAAACAAUGUGUGUUUAAAAUAAAUAAAUGGAAAGUGCUUUGUAAUAGCUCGUUUCAUUCCCCUAGUAAUAAAAAAUAUAUAUAUAUUUAUAUUUUUUAAUUUUUAAUAUUUUGUUAUCGCUGAUGUAAUUAAAAAAUUUUUUUCUGAAUCUAUUAUUCCUGAAUCAAAAUCUUUUCUGCUUUGUAUGCAAAUGUAUGACAUCGUUAACUAAGUCUUGCGAAUCACUCGUAGAUGCUGAUAGGCUAUAGCAGUUUAUAUUUCGCGCCGAUUUUCUUCCGUUUCUCGAAAAUUAGCCAUUUCCGUUUUUCAAAAAGAAAAGUUUUUGAGUUGCAUUAUCACAUAAGACGAAAAGUGGAUACAUUAUUACAAACGAAGUUAUUUGGAUGCAAAUAUACUUCAUAUAUUCCAAGACACAACAUCCACGAUCAUAAAGUAGUUUGCUGUGUACCGUAGAAUGGAAAAAGUGUAAUUUAUUAUGAAUAUUUGAUGCUUGGUAAAACAUUCAAAGCUGCACUUAACAGUUACCAAUUGACGAAAAGAAAAUGAAAGAAGAAACGUUUUUCUAUUGUUACUGGUGUCAAAGCGGUCAGGAGUAAUCUUGCAGCCUGAUAAUGCUGGAUUGCACGUUAUUAAAACCACCUCUGAAACUAUAUCAAAGUCGGGAUGAGUUCUUUCUCACCUUGCUUACUUCUCAGUUAGUGUACCUUUGGACAACUACCUGUUUCAAUUAAUGCAGCGAUUUGAAAGUGUAGCUCUUCAAAGAUAACCAUGAAGUGAAGAAUUGAAUUGAUAAUUUUUUCACAUCCAAGGAAUAAGCAUUUUUCUACUGUGGAAAUAAGAAAAGGUAAUAAAAGCUAGAGAUCAUUAUUUCAAUUGAGAAAAAAUAUUUUAAUAAAUAUUUUCCGGUAAGAAAUCUGCAAAGUUUAGUCAACGAUUUAAUAACAUAUAUCUUUAUCUAUGUGCAUAUUAUUACAGAUACAUUAUCCAAUGAUUCAGUAAUAUUUUAGAAUAAUA
Molecule: messenger RNA, 3913 nt
Organism: Bombus pyrosoma
Lineage: Eukaryota; Metazoa; Arthropoda; Insecta; Hymenoptera; Apidae
Product: tectonic-1-like
Exons: 8
Coding region: 49-2604 (851 amino acids)
Biological process (GO): cilium assembly
Cellular component (GO): ciliary transition zone
Source: RefSeq, a predicted model, not a curated record